AUGUAUUUUGUCCGAAAUUUGUUGACAGUACAUUGUGAAGGUUUGAGAAAAAAUAAGUUAAGAUCCAACAGUUUAAGUAAAUUUCUACUUAGCAAAGGCUGUCCCCCCGUUUUCUAUCUCGCCUUUUCUUCUUUCCGUGCAAAUAUUGCUACACGAGGAAGAUAUAUAAACGUGUCUAACUUUAUAUCAACCAUUAUAUUCAGUUGCACCUGCAUUGGAAAAAACAUGAAAGUGAAACUCUUUAUUACUUUAGCAUGUGCAGCCAUGCUGCAUGACUCGCAUGCAUGGGUUCGAGAAAUGGAAAACCCAAAUCUGUACCAAGGUGAUAUGGUUUUAAGGCCAGAUCAAAAAGAAGUUCUCAAAAAUGGAGGAAGUGCUUUUGCUUCUAUAAUCGGAUACAGAUGGCCAAAUGGCGUGGUACCUUACGUUGUCACGAAUGGAAUUGGCAACGAUGGCAAGAAGGCUGUUGCAGAUGCGAUUGCAGACUACCACGAAUUCACGUGCUUAAAAUUCGUGAAAAGAACCAAUCAACGAGAAUACAUUAAAUUUGUUGGUCACGGAGGGUGUUCAUCACCAGUGGGAUAUAACAAUCCGGAGUUUACAAACAAUGGUGUCAAUGAGAUCACACUCGGUAUAGGUUGUCGCAGCAAAGGCACAACGAUGCACGAAAUUGGACAUUCUAUUGGUUUGUAUCACGAACAGAGUCGACCAGACAGAGACCAGCAUGUUCACAUUUUGACGCGUAAUGUAUACGACCAAAAUAUGGUAUUUAAUUUCAACAAAUUACCGCGAAACAAAAUAGAUAGUCUUGGUACCACUUACGACUACGCUUCGAUGAUGCAUUACUCCCGACAGGCAUUUGGUUGCGACAGAUACGGCAGAAACUGUAAGGACACAAUUCGAACGAUUGAUGGCAGCAAACAAAAUGUGAUUGGCAACAGGAAUGGUUUCAGUGAAGGCGAUAUUGCUCAGAUCAACAAAAUGUAUAACUGUAAAAAGACCAACGGAGGAGGAGCCACUGUUUGCACAGAUUCAAAUGAGAAUUGUGGAUACUGGGCAGUCAAUGGAGAGUGCACCAUAAAUCCGAAUUACAUGUUGAUAAACUGCAAAAGAAGUUGUCGAGAUGUACUGGGUGAUAAAGACAAAAAUUGCGCAUAUUGGGCAGGCAAGGGAGAGUGUCAAUCCAAUCCGACCUAUAUGCUGGUGAACUGCAAGAAGAGUUGUAAUGUUUGUUAAACAAGAAAAGAAAACAGCAAAAUUAUUAUCA
This is a messenger RNA of Hydractinia symbiolongicarpus, 1267 nucleotides long. Its product is annotated as low choriolytic enzyme-like. The transcript has 9 exons. The record is from RefSeq and is a predicted model, not a curated record. Gene Ontology annotation, molecular function: zinc ion binding; metalloendopeptidase activity. The coding region runs from base 1 to 1236 and encodes 411 amino acids. Gene Ontology annotation, biological process: proteolysis. Lineage: Eukaryota; Metazoa; Cnidaria; Hydrozoa; Anthoathecata; Hydractiniidae.